UCAAACAAACGAACAAAACAAAUCCAAGUACGGUACCGUAUUGUCGAUGAUGACGUGACAUACCAGUUCUCUUGGCUUUAUUUUGUUGAUCUCAUUUCUCUCACAGAAAAUGGUGGCGGAGAAAGCGAUGCUUUAGAGGCUCAGUUCAAUGUCCUUCUCUCUCUAACAUAACACAAAACAAAACUAUGUCUCACUUCUUCCGAGUCUCUAACGUUAAGAGUUCAGUUAGUUAAGACCCACUUCUCUCUCUACACAAUUCCAUGUUGGGGGUUUGAUCCCCAAGCUGAGUGCAUUUGGGAAUGGCGGAACCUUCCACUUCAGAUGUUUCAGUCUAUUCCACAGACAACAAGUUCUGGAAAGGGGCAUUUGCUGUCGCUGGAAUCAUGCUUACCCUCGUUACUUAUGGUGUCUUGCAGGAAAAGAUCAUGAGAGUACCGUAUGGGGCAGAAAAAGAGUAUUUCAAGUAUUCACUGUUUCUUGUUUUCUGCAACCGCAUCACAACAUCUGCUGUUUCUGCUGCUUCUUUGCUGGCAAGUAAAAAAACGAUGGACCCUGUAGCUCCCAUUUAUAAGUAUUGCCUUAUCUCGGUAUCAAACAUACUAACUACAACUUGCCAGUAUGAGGCCCUUAAAUAUGUUAGUUUUCCCGUUCAGACCCUUGCAAAAUGUGCAAAAAUGAUACCAGUUAUGGUAUGGGGUAUUCUCAUUAUGCAGAAGAGAUAUCAGGGGCCUGACUAUUUGUUGGCCUUUUCAAUUACCCUUGGCUGCUCAGUAUUUAUCCUAUAUCCGGCAGGAACCGACAUAAGUCCUUACAGUAGAGGAAGGGAAAAUACAGUUUGGGGCAUUCUCCUAAUGAUUGGCUAUCUUGGGUUUGAUGGCUUUACAAGCACAUUCCAAGAUAAGCUGUUUAAAGGCUAUGACAUGGAGAUAUAUAAUCAGAUAUUUUACACAACAUUGUGUUCUUGUAUUCUUAGCCUGACAGGUCUUAUCAUACAAGGACAUUUAAUACCAGCAAUAGAGUUUGUUUAUCACCAUCAUGACUGUUUCUUUGACAUAGCAUUACUUUCGACUGUUGCGACAAUUAGUCAAUUUUUUAUUUCCUACACAAUUCGCACUUUUGGUGCUUUGACAUUUGCAACCAUAAUGACCACGAGACAGUUGGUGAGCAUUAUGCUGUCAUGUGUGUGGUUUUCCCAUCCUCUUAGCUGGGAACAGUGGAUUGGAGCUGUCAUUGUCUUUGGCUCCCUUUAUGCAAAAAGCUUCUCGCGGAAAGCACCUCAAAAGACAACCCCCUCUGAAGCACUUGUGCAAAAUGGGGAUUCAAAUAAUUUGAAGGACAAUCCGUGACUGAGAUGGAGGUAAAUUUUACUGAGCUGACACCUGAUAAUGUCUGCAGUGGUGGGGUGGCUUCACUUUUAAGUUCAGAGUUGGACAUUCAAUAUUGAAGAUCAUGGAUAGUUUCACUAUACAGAGUUUGUUUGACUUAAAAUCCAGACAGCAUCAACUGCAGCUAGAUUCGUGGAUUUUGAUAUCACAGUCAUAAGAAUAGAGAACUUGAAAUGAUUUUAACCCCGACUUUUUUCCGUAGGGGAGAUCAAUUAUAGACUGACUAGAGCCAAAAGAUGUUUAUAGAUUGAAACUUGUACAAUGCAUUUGCUUUUGCAAAGUUGUUACUUUGUUCUGUUUUUCAGAUAUGUGUAGAGGACAGAUAUUUCUAGGACCCAUUCUUUACUUAAUACCGUAAUUGGCAAUUU
Messenger RNA from Cajanus cajan (pigeon pea), 1753 nucleotides. RefSeq names its product UDP-galactose/UDP-glucose transporter 5. The record is from RefSeq and is a predicted model, not a curated record. Gene Ontology annotation, molecular function: 3'-phosphoadenosine 5'-phosphosulfate transmembrane transporter activity. NCBI's taxonomy places the organism in Eukaryota, Viridiplantae, Streptophyta, Magnoliopsida, Fabales, Fabaceae. Gene Ontology annotation, biological process: 3'-phosphoadenosine 5'-phosphosulfate transport; transmembrane transport. Gene Ontology annotation, cellular component: Golgi membrane; endoplasmic reticulum membrane.